AUGAUCGACAUGAAACUUGAGGAGCAUCUAGCUCUCCUGGGGGUUAUUCCUCGGAGCUAUACUCUAGCUAUUAUACCAUUGUUUAUUUAUUUGAUAUACAAGUGGACGUUGGCGACCGAUAUUCCUCACAUUAAAGGCCUCCCGGAGAUUCCGGGGGCAGUUCCAGUGUUCGGCCAUCUCCUCAAACUCGGCGAAGACCACGCAACAGUGUGUGAGCGAUGGUGGCGGGAAUAUGGCCACUCGGUCUUUCAAAUCAAGCUUGGAAACACAAGGGCUGUUGUGGUCAACUCGUUUGAUGACUGCCGGAAGAUGCUCCUUGGCCACCAGAAUGCAAUCAUCGAUCGCCCAAAGCUGUAUACCUUUCAUGGAGUUGUGAGCAGCACCCAGGGCUUCACCAUCGGCUCAUCACCUUGGGACGAUUCAUGCAAGAAAAAGCGCAAGGCAGCAGGUACGGCGCUUGGAAGGCCUGCCCUGCGAAAUUAUCAUCCGAUGUUUGAUCUGGAAAGUUACUGCAUUGUUCGCGACAUCUACCGCGAUAGCAAAAAUGGUCAAGUUGAACUCAACGUGCGACCAUACAUCCAACGAUUUGCUCUGAAUACGACUUUGACACUGUGUUAUGGGAUUCGCAUGGACGCCGUAUAUGACGACCUCUUGCGCGAGAUUCUACAUGUCGGCUCUGCUAUUUCACUUUUACGAAGUGCCUCAGAGAAUCUGCAGGAUUAUAUCCCUCUUCUACGGUACCUUCCCAAUAACGAGAAAACUGCCAGAUCAAAAGAGCUGCGCGAUCGUCGCGAUGCGUAUCUCAAUCUCCUCCUGGACAAGGUCCGGGCAAUGAUCAAGAAGGGCACCGAUAAGCCAUGCAUCUCUGCUGCUAUUCUGAAGGAUGAAGAAACAAAGCUUACGGGAGUCGAAGUUUCAUCGAUUUGCUUGUCACUAGUUUCUGGUGGCUUCGAAACAAUUCCUGGCACUUUGACGUCCUGCAUCGGCUCUUUGUCCACCCCCGAAGGGCAGAUCUGGCAGGAUCGUGCUUAUGAGGAUAUCAAGCGCCAUUACCCUGAUAUUCGCGAGGCCUGGACAAGCGCCAUUUCAGAAGAGAAAGUUCCUUACGUCAACGCCAUUAUCAAGGAAGCAGGGCGUUAUUACACAGUUAGCGCAAUGAGCUUGCCGCGGAAGACCGUGACGGAAGUGAACUGGAACGGAGCAAUCAUCCCACCCAAAACGAUGAUUUUGAUAAACGCCCAAGCAGGCAAUCACGAUGUGGAUCAUUUUGGCCCAGACGGUGGCAAGUUCGACCCCGAAAGGUGGUUGAAGUCCAUCGAUCCUCCAGUCGAGACGGAGGGGAGUGGUCUACCUCAUUUAAGCUUUGGAUCAGGGUCUCGGGCAUGUUCGGGUCAAUUCAUUGCCUCGCGACUACUUUACAGUGCUCUGGUGCGCCUUCUCUCUUCCUACAAGAUCGUUGCCAGUGAAGAGAAUCCACCAAAUACGGACUAUGUGGAGUAUAAUCAGUUCAAAACUGCACUUGUUGCUAUUCCAAGGGAUUUCAAGGUCCGGUUGAUACCCAGAGAUGAUGCUAUGACCAGUGAAUGCUUGAAUUUGGCAGAGCUUCGCACGAAGGAGCAUUAUAAGGAGUGA
Messenger RNA from Penicillium cataractarum, 1632 nucleotides. Its product is annotated as cytochrome P450. Gene Ontology annotation, molecular function: heme binding; oxidoreductase activity, acting on paired donors, with incorporation or reduction of molecular oxygen; iron ion binding. The record is from RefSeq and is a predicted model, not a curated record. The transcript is spliced from 3 exons. Lineage: Eukaryota; Fungi; Ascomycota; Eurotiomycetes; Eurotiales; Aspergillaceae. The coding region runs from base 1 to 1632 and encodes 543 amino acids.